This is a messenger RNA of Gallus gallus (chicken), 1788 nucleotides long. RefSeq lists its product as uncharacterized. Lineage: Eukaryota; Metazoa; Chordata; Aves; Galliformes; Phasianidae. The transcript is spliced from 2 exons. The coding region runs from base 81 to 842 and encodes 253 amino acids. The record is from RefSeq and is a predicted model, not a curated record.
GUAGAAAGUCAAAAGUGAAAACAAGCAGACAAGAGAAAACCAAGAGCCUGAAUCUAAUUAUUAAAGGCAACAGUCCAAAAAUGAAGACUGAGUGCCGCAGCAAUGACACCACACGUAAUCACAACUCCUUAUCAGUAAUGUUCUGCCUCAGAAGUGCCUUUGUGUACGCACACGUGCACUCUGCACACCACGUAGAGCUUCCACAGCCCCAUCCCAAACGCAUCCAUCAAAAACCACCACUGACACUCCAGCACUUCGCGACGGCUUUGUCACAAGCCGCGAUUUUUGUUUCAUUUCCACACCUACUGCCCUAUCAGCCUGCCAAGCAGCAGCGCUUCGCGGAACUUCAGCCCAGCGGAUUUCUGCACCGCACCGCUGGGCGCUGCCACGGCCCUUCGCCUUCCCCGAGGCUCCCACGGCUCUGUGCCCGCCUCGCGCAGAACCGCCGGGCAAAAACACGCUCCGAACGCCGCGGAAAGCUGUCAGCGUGCCCUCAGUGCCACCCAUACGUACUGCGCUCGGCGCGCCGCCUGGCCAGACGGGAGGGCGAGGACUUCAGAGGGAUGCCGGCCGGCCGCCCGGAGCCGCCACAAGCGAUAGCCGAGCGCGUGAAGCACGAGGAGGACCCCGCGCCCGUACUGGGGCAGCACCCGGCCCAACGCCCCGAGCUCCUCCCUCCCCACAGCCCCCGGUACCGGGCAGGAGCAGAGGGACCCUGGGGAGUUGAGCUCUCCGAGGGAAAAGCCACUUCCUCCCAAGGAAAGUGUAUUCAAGCCGAACGUGGCCGCGGGUUCACCAGCUUCUCACAUGCCACACAUUGCAGUUGGACUCUGAUGCUGUAGCAGCACUGCAGAUCUGCAUGCCUGCAGGUGAUACAUGGCAUCUCCUGUCAUGGUACCUGCUCCACCUGACUCUCACGUCAGAUUUCUAAACUUGGCUGCAACCAGUGUUCUGGUGCAGCAAGGCUUAGAUUUCAUUCCCACUGCAUGUUGUUUCUUGCCUUCAAAGGUCCAGGAACAUAAGUACCAGGCUGACUGGUAUGGCACGGUGUGCAGGAAAGCCCAAGUUUUUCUUUGCUGAACUUCAUAAAAGGCUGUAUCCUGCCACUGCAUUGUGUACAAGAGCGAGCAGCCUUCCCUUUCCCCCUCAUCCUCUGUGAUCUUCCAGUCCUCAAUAGGCACAAGCAUAGCCUGUCCUGCAAAAAAGAGAGCCUGAAGCCAACCAGCUUUGUAGUUUAUCAUUUCUAGCUGAUAAAGGUGCAGAGCCAAAGGAAAGAAGCUAUUGCAGAAGCCAAAAAGGGGAAAGGUCUCUGGGAGUGGUGGCCCCAGGAAGGCUGAACAGUUUUAUUACAUGUUUUUCUUAAGAUUAAUGGGUACAGUAAUCUCAAGAAAAACAAUUCUACUGUGUCCUAAAAGUGACUGGGAGUGGCAGCACGUCCAUGCUGAGCUGUGUGAAAAGCCAGUUGCCCCAUGCCCAGGCAAGCACCAUUGCCAACAGGUUAACCAAGGCCAGAGGCAGCAGCAGCAGCUUUCCGUGGGAUAACAUCUUGUCGUUGUUGUGAGCCUGCUGCCUGAAACGUGGAAGAAGAUGGACAUCAUCAAGAACAGGAGAGUCCCUACGAAACAACAUUGACAACAAACCAUCACUACCAAAACAACCCCCCACCCGCCAAAAAAACCCACCGGUACCCACAACCUUCCUUCAUGUUCUUUCAAACAGAAAGGUUUUCUUCAAAAGGCAUUUGGAAAUGGAAAAUUGAGUUGGAAUAAAAUAUGUGCCUGUUGGUCC